This is a messenger RNA of Suillus plorans, 1100 nucleotides long. RefSeq lists its product as uncharacterized. The transcript is spliced from 4 exons. Bases 91 to 906 code for a protein of 271 amino acids. Lineage: Eukaryota; Fungi; Basidiomycota; Agaricomycetes; Boletales; Suillaceae. The record is from RefSeq and is a predicted model, not a curated record.
CACUAGCCUAUACUACAUUUACGUCCUUCAAGUUUGUGCUCUGAACUAAAGCCUCAUAGUGUUUCCAUCUCGCGGAUAAUCAGCCAAGACAUGUUCGAGGCUCAAACAGCCACAUUACUAGCUCCAAGCCUCCUGAAGUUUCGACAUCGUCAUUUUUAUAUAUAUGACGGUACUCACAUUUUCCUAGUCGAAAACACAUUAUUCAAAGUCCAUGCGACUCAGUUAUCACGCACGUCAAUCACAUUCGAGGAGAUGUUUGCUGUCGGGGGGCAAUCACGACCAAUAGAGGGCACGGAUGGCUCGAGCGACGAUCACCCAAUUAUAAUUCCUGAACUCAGCACGAACAUGUUCGAGCUCUACCUUUCAGUUGCAUACGGCAGUUGGAAACCGGAAGGUCCUACCCAUGAUGAUUUCUUUGUUCCCGCGUUUCAACGUCUCAUUGAAUUUCGCAUCCGAGAUAUUCCAGGACCAAUGCGAAAGAAGCUCGGGUUUGAAGUGUGGAAUGCCUUUGUAGAUCUAAAAGAGCUUCUUGAUGAACACCGUCGCAUUGUUGCCUGCGAGGAGCCACCCCUUAUCGAGCACGCUGCAUGCUGCACUGACAACACUGCAUGUUCCAUCGACUGGCGGCAACUCUGGUGGAACUCAAUGGCCCGUUUUCUUCUUGAUGGUCGCAACCCGCAAGUCUUCCGUGAGGCCGUCGAUCGUUUCCAGGAGCUUGGUUCUGAAAUCGGGAGGAUGAACCCGGAGUGUUGGAAAACGCUACUUCAAACAGUGAAGAAAGGAACAGCAUUUCAUCUUGCUUAUGAUCUCAUUGAGGAGACGGCUCAGCAGCUGUCGGCAGCUCUGAUCACGGAGCCUGACCAAAUGCUGACACGCGCAGAAUUAGAUGCUUUCUCAUCAAAUUAGUAGUCUCGUCGUGGAUAAAUUUAUAGAUGAUUACAUAGGCUGUAUAGCCCUGUACUACCUAAGUACUAUGUGCAUCCGAGUCAUGCUGUCUUCAAAUGUUGUAUGCAUGUGAAUGCGUGGCUGUGUAUAUGUGUCGUGUGUCUGUAUGUGUAUUUUAUGUGUGGGGAAUAGUUGAACGAAUCCAGCGCCAUAGA